GGGGCGGUUAGGCUGGUCGCCGUAGCGCCGUGGAGCGGUGCCGGGCCUCGCCAUGGCGGACCUGGGCCGGCAGCUGCAGGAGUACCUGGCGCACUCAAAGGCCACGGCCAACGCGGGCCCUGCGCCGCCUCCCGCCGGCUGCUCGCAGGAGGAUGCAGUGGGGAGUGGCGGCCCGGGGGCCUGGCUGGGCCCGGUGAACCCCUUCUCGCCGGGCCGCGGCGCCCCACCUGCGGCGGCCGGGCCGGGCUCGGGCUGGCCAUGGGCCGCCGAGGCGGACCCCUGCCUGCCGGGGCUGUCGCGCUGGCAGCGGCUGGCGGGGAGCGGGCUGUGCCUGCUGCUGGCCGCGCUCUGCUUCGGGCUGGCCGCGCUGUACGUGCCGCUGCUGCUUCUCCGCGCCCGCAAGUUCGCGCUGCUCUGGUCGCUCGGCUCGCUCUGCGCCCUGGGCGCCGUCGCCCUCCUGCGCGGGCCCGCCCGCCUGCUGCGGGAGCCUAGCCGCGGCUCCCUGCUCUACCUGGGCGCCCUCGGCGGCACCCUCUACGCGGCGCUGGCGCUGCGCAGCACCCUCCUGACGGCGCUGGGCGCCGCGGCCCAGCUGGGCGCCGCCGCCGCCGCGCUCCUGGCCGCGCUGCCCGGGGGCGCCGCCGGCCUCGGCCGCCUCGGCGGCCUCGUGUUCGCUGCGGUGCGGCGCGGGGGCAAAGCGCUGCCGGUGUGAGCCCCGCGCCGCAGCCCGCCGGGACUCGGACGGAGGGACUGAGAGACUCGCGCUCGGCGGAGCACGGAGGCGCCUCUCCGAGACGGGGAUGAGGAUGGCGCCGUCUGCACGCCGCUUCCUUCACCUCCUUGGCUUUGCUGCUGGGCUUUCCUCGCCAGUUCUUGACCCAGAAGAACAGGGGCUGGCACGCGCGAGCGGCACCGGGGACUCUGAACGCGUUGUCUGUGCUCAGGUGGGACGGGCUUGGUGCCAGCUGAGCACAGGAUUCUGCCUUACUGCAAAGGCAGCUCCAUAGCCGUGGUCUGGAGCCUCUCCGGUUCGGGUAGGAGCUGGCAGCAUCCCACUUCCCUGCCUCCAGUCUAGGACCAUGUGGCUGCUGCAGCCUACUUCAAAACGAUGGCAGACUAGCAAGCAGCGGUGGUUUCCCCUGGUUUGGAAUGUUAACGUCAGCACCACUUGUAAUCAGUAGACAGCUGUGGCUAAAGGUGAAAAUGAAAGCUCUCUGUGCAUCAUAAACAAAAAACCUAGGAAUCAUGCAGCUAUGAGUAUUUCAGACAGCUGAGGUUUCAGGAGGCAGUUCUGUUGCUCCAUCUGAUACACAAGUCUGCCUAAAGACCACCCUCUUUAUAGUGAUAG
Messenger RNA from Pezoporus flaviventris, 1348 nucleotides. RefSeq names its product vesicle transport protein SFT2C-like. The record is from RefSeq and is a predicted model, not a curated record. NCBI's taxonomy places the organism in Eukaryota, Metazoa, Chordata, Aves, Psittaciformes, Psittacidae. Gene Ontology annotation, cellular component: membrane. Gene Ontology annotation, biological process: vesicle-mediated transport. The transcript is spliced from 2 exons. Bases 53 to 712 code for a protein of 219 amino acids.